This is a messenger RNA of Cervus elaphus (red deer), 2821 nucleotides long. It is a transcript of the gene CYSLTR1, whose product is annotated as cysteinyl leukotriene receptor 1. Gene Ontology annotation, cellular component: plasma membrane. The record is from RefSeq and is a predicted model, not a curated record. Lineage: Eukaryota; Metazoa; Chordata; Mammalia; Artiodactyla; Cervidae. Gene Ontology annotation, biological process: G protein-coupled receptor signaling pathway. Bases 687 to 1709 code for a protein of 340 amino acids. Gene Ontology annotation, molecular function: leukotriene receptor activity. The transcript is spliced from 4 exons.
UCUCAGAGCAGCUGUGUGAUUUCCUGAGGAUUCCGUUGCUGGAGCUAGGGAUAAAAGUUCAUCUAUACACACAACAACCUGCAAGUCCAGUUUCUAUUCUUCUCUCUUUCUGCCUUCCCCUUCCCCCACUUUGAACCAGAGUAGCCAAAUUGAGGCGUGCUUUAAACAGCUUGAGGACUGAUCUGAAAGAGGAAGAAGAAUUUGUAUACAUUGGCUAGCAUAUGUGCCCUGCCCUCCUCUCCUCUUGAAAAUAGCAACAACUCAUCUUUUCAAAGAAGUUUGCCUAAAAGAGCAGGCACACUGUGAAUGGUGUUUACUUUCAGGACCUCCAGGGUAUUCAAAUUUACUGUACAGCUGACCAACGAUGAUUAGCUUUCCAAGGGACGGAUAGAUUGGAUUUACUGAAGACCUGGAGCUUGCUUCUGAGAGUGAAUGCAAAAGACCCUAAAUUGUCAACCUUGAAGUUAACAGGCUCACCUUGUGCCCAGCAUGUCAAUCCUGGAGAAUGUUCCAAGCCCACUUGGGAAGACUGUGUAUUCUGUUGCUUUCGGAAGGAAUGCUCUAUAAAUAUCACUUAGGCUUCAUCUGAUAUUAUAUCAUAAGAAGCGCUGACCACUAACCAAGAACAUUCGUGAAGGGUACUGUGGUGCCAGAAAGAGGCACCAAGAAGACUCUCCUAGAGAAACAUGGAUGGAGUUGGAAAUCUGACAGUAUCUUCUUCCAGUAGUAAUGCAUGCAAUGACACUAUUGAUGAUUUCCGAAAUCAAGUGUAUUCCACCUUGUACUCUAUGAUCUCCGUUGUGGGCUUCUUUGGCAAUGGCUUUGUGCUCUAUAUCCUCAUAAAAACAUAUCAUGAGAAGUCAGCCUACCAAGUAUACAUGAUUAAUUUAGCAGUAGCUGAUCUACUGUGUGUGUGCACACUACCUCUCCGUGUGGUCUAUUAUGUUCACAAAGGCAUUUGGCUCUUUGGUGACUUUUUGUGUCGCCUCAGCACCUAUGCCUUGUAUGUCAACCUCUAUUGUAGCAUCUUCUUUAUGACAGCCAUGAGCUUUUUCCGGUGCAUUGCAAUUGUUUUCCCAGUCCAAAAUAUUAAUUUGGUUACACAGAAAAAAGCCAGGUUUGUGUGUGUUGGUAUUUGGAUUUUUGUGAUUUUGACUAGUUCUCCAUUUUUAAUGUCCAAAUCUUACAAAGAUGAGAAAAAUAAUACCAAGUGCUUUGAGCCUCCACAGGACAAUCAAGCUAAAUAUUAUGUCUUGGUCUUGCAUUAUGUGUCAUUAUUUUUUGGAUUUAUCAUUCCUUUCAUUAUUAUAAUUGUCUGUUACACUAUGAUCAUUUUGACCUUACUAAAAAAUUCAAUGAAGAAAAAUCUAUCAAGUCGUAAAAAAGCUAUAGGAAUGAUCAUAGUUGUGACAGCUGCCUUUUUGAUCAGCUUCAUGCCAUAUCAUAUUCAACGUACCAUUCACCUUCAUUUUUUACACAAUGAAACAAAACCCUGUGAUUCUGUACUUAGAAUGCAAAAAUCAGUGGUCGUAACCUUGUCUCUGGCUGCAUCAAAUUGUUGCUUUGACCCUCUAUUAUAUUUCUUUUCAGGGGGGAACUUUAGGAGAAGGCUGUCUACAUUUAGAAAGCAUUCUUUGUCCAGCAUGACUUAUGUACCCAAGAAGAAGACCUCCUUGCCAGAAAAAGGAGAAGAAAUAUAUAAAGAAUAGUUUAAGUCCAUUUUUGAUGGAUUCCCAAAUCACUAUUUUCUCAAAUCAUUCACAGUAAAAAUAAGAGCUUCCAUUAAUAGUUUACCUUUAUUUGACUUAAUGACCUAGAAAUCUAUCUCAUUUAUGAAUUCACAUUAUUAGAGGUCCUAAAGAUAUUUUUAGUGUUAAAAUUCAGUUCAAGUCUAUGAACUAAAUUAUAAAUGAUUUUCUGAUCUUUCACCUAAAGAUGGACAAAAUUUGUAUCUUGGCACUGUAAAACAUAGGUCUGAGAUUAAAGUUUUCCCUCUCAAAUAAAAGCUUUACAAAGGGUAAGAACUAGCUUUUUAAGAUAUAAAUUUAGCUAAUAGUGAUCCUAACAUAUUUCUUUGCAUGCAUGCCAACAGAUGAGAACUGGAGUGAGCCAGGAGCUACAUAAAAUGUACUAUCAUCCUCUUUCUUUGUAGCACUGAUUGGCUAGGAAAUCACAGCCAUUUCUUUCCCUCGAGAAAAUGAUCACGUGUUAGAACAGCCUAGUCUUCAGCCAAAUGGCCCUAAAGUCUCCAUUCAAUGUACAAUCUGGAAACUGAGGAAGGUAAACCUGAUCAAAGGCUAGUUUGUCUCCAGUUUUCUUCUGCUUCUGCCUUAGGCUCCCAAAAGAGAAUAGUGGGGUUUUUGUUGCUCAUUGAGAUUCUUUUAGGGAACUCUCUCCCUAAACAAGAUGCAAUCCUUCCUUAAUAAAGCAGAUGACUGGCACUACCAUCUAAUAACAGAAAUCAUUUAAAAUUUAUCUAAAGAAGAGGAAAGAGAAUCUACUUUUCUACACACUUAUUACUGGAACCACAAUGAACUGCAAUGAUUCUCUGAAUAAAAAUUUGAAUGUUGAUAUUGCAAAUUUUAAGAAGUACUUACAUUUAUGCAUAUUGUGUAAACUAUAUGUAAGAAAUUUUUCUGUAUGCAUUUAUGAGUGGAAGUUAGUUAUAAGCUUUGUUAUAUUUUAUGCUUUUUACUUUCAUUAGCAUGUUGACAGGAAUACCAAAGAUAUACUGCAGUGGUUUUUAUGUUAUAGUGGAAGCUUUCUUCUUAAAAUAGCAACAGCUUGAUUAUGGCUGAAAUAUAAUAUUCAUGAGAAAGUU